AUGGAACAAUCUAUUGACUAUGAGUGGCUACUUGUUAAAUGUAAAAAUUGUACUGGGUUUGGCCAUAUUACAGUUAAUUGUCGAAAGGAUACUCUGAAGAAAAAAGCCUUGAAUCCUAAGAAACAACAACCUAAUCUGCAACAAGUUGCAGCAACUAAAAUAGGGGAAGUUCAGAUGGCUGCGAGUUCUAAGGAGCCUUCCCAGGUUCCUAAAAGUGUUGAUAUUAACAUAGACAAAUCUUGGCAUACCCCAAAGAAGACUGAACAGGGGAAAGUGAUUGAUAAGCAAGAUGUCGUUGCUCAAUUUUGCCAAGUUAAUAAGAUAGGAGUAGAAGCUUUGUUGGAAAUUAAGCUUAAAGGAAAUAAGAUCAAAGAGAUGUUUGAUUCUAAAAUGUCAAAUUGGAACUACUAUACUAGUGCCACGAUUGAAGGUAGAUUAUUGAUAUACUGGAGGAAGAACUAUGCUAGAAUGAUAGUCACUACUGAAUCCCCCAAGUUUGUGUUGGGAACAUUAAACCAGGAUCUAAAUUUACUAGCAAGACACAAAACCCAACAGUUUGUGCAUUGUUAUGUCAAAUUAGCUAGUUGUGAGUAUGGUUUCUGUGCAACUUUUGUUUAUGGGAUCAAUACCAUAGAUAAAAGAAAGAGCCUUUGGGAGGAUCUUCUUAAACUCAAGAUGGUUGUGAAACCGUGGGUAGUGCUUGGAGAUUUCAAUGCCAUCAUUAAUAUAGAUGAUCGAGUUGGGGGAAACUCUAUUACUUUCAAUGACACUCAUGAUGCAUCUAUGUGGCUUGCUACUGCCAAUGUUGAAGUCAUCCCUAGAGCUGGUUCUUCUUUUACUUGGUCUAAUAACCAAGAUGGAACAAGUAGAAUUUAUUCUAAGAUAGACCAUGUGUUUGCUAAUGAGGAUUGGCUUGAUGAGUUUCCUAAUGUUGAAGCCUUGUUUAGAUGGGAGACCAUAUUUGACCAUUGCUCAUGUAUUGUUAGAAGUGUCAUUUCAAACAAGAUUGGUUUUAAACCUUUCAAAUACUAUAAUUUCUGGAGUUCUCAUCCUGAGUUCAAAGAAACGGUGCUCAUUAGUUGGAAGAAACCAAUUACUGCUAAGGGUCUUCAAGCUAUAUAUCUCAAGUUGAUGAGAUUAAAGCAUUGUCUUAGAAAGUUUAUUCAUAAUCUCAUUGGUGAUAUAGGGAAGAAGUUUCAAGAGGCAAAGUCAGAUUUUAUUGAACCUAGAAUGCAAGCUCAAGCUCAUCUUAAAGAAGCCAGAUUCCUUGAUAAAGAAAAGAAGGGAGAAAUUGUUGAUAAUUACUUGGAGGUGGUGAAUCAUUUUGUCUCUCAUUUUCAAGGAGCUGAAAUAUGUUUUGUUGUCAAGGAUUUAUUCAUCUCUGGUUCUAUGCCUAAAGAGCUUCACUCAGCUCUUAUUUCUCUAGUUCCAAAGAUUGAGAAUCCUUCAAGAGCAGGGGACUUCAGACCUAUUGCUUGUUGCUCUACAAUCUACAAGUGUAAUUCUAAGCUCUUAUGUACCAGACUUGUUGUGGUGCUCCCUAGAUUGAUUAAUCAAAACAAGGGUGCAUUCAUUCAAGAUAGAUCUAUUGCCCACAAUGUGAUGAUUCUCCAAGACUUGCUGAAAAACUAUAACAGGAAAAACAUUUCCCCAAGAUGCUCCAUUAAAAUUGACAUAAGCAAGGCUUAUGACAAUGUUAGUUGGGAUUUUUUGGAGCAAUUGUUGGUUGCCUACAACUUUCCCCAGAAAUUUAUUUAG
Messenger RNA from Cannabis sativa, 1758 nucleotides. RefSeq lists its product as uncharacterized. The transcript has 5 exons. The record is from RefSeq and is a predicted model, not a curated record. Lineage: Eukaryota; Viridiplantae; Streptophyta; Magnoliopsida; Rosales; Cannabaceae. Bases 1 to 1758 code for a protein of 585 amino acids.